ACGACAGUCGACAGCAUAAACUCGUUCAGUGGAAACAUGUGUUUGGUUAUUUUUAAAUUCGAGUACACGUACAUCACUAGUUAAUAUGAGAAAAAAUUGUGAUGUGCAAAAUUCUACUUACUUCGCAGUUCGCGAUUUGAUAUUAUUUUGACGCGUUCGAAAUUUAAAUUACGAAUAAAAUUGAAUUACAUUGUGUUCGGAACUUGAAUUCCAUAAAUGAACAAUGGAAUAGGUGAUUAAAACAAAGACUGAAAAUUGAAAGUGAUUUUUAUUAUUUAAGUGGUUAUUAAAAUAAACUGUUUUUAAAAUUGUUGUGAAUGAGUUUAAAUACAAGUAUAUGAAGAAAAUAAGUAGGUAACUACCUACAUUGUGUCCGGAGAGUUUUGGCAACUUUUCCACUUGCUGACUCUACAGUUGGAUACACACCUGAUACAUUAUAUACGGCUGAAAAAUGUGCUUCUCAUCCGUAAGCGGCGGUCGCCGUCGCUAGCAGUGCAGCAUGCGUUCCCUGCUGGCGUACUACGCUGACGCGGUGAUGUCUGCGGCAGCGCGCGGCGCCGGGUGCGCGCGCGAGUGCAGCGGCCACGGCGACUGCAUGAACGGCACCUGCCUCUGCGAGAUCCGGUACACGGGCGACGAGUGUGCUGGUCACAAUAUGCCGUACCAUGCCUGUAUCGGCGGGCUGUUCCUGCUGGUGGCGUUCGUAUGCGCGAUGCAGUUGACGAUAUGCAUAGUGUCGGAGUACAGAAGGCUAAAGGCGCCCACCUUCCUGCGCGCCUGUAAAGUCACCACGCAGAAGAUGCUGUACCUCAUCGCGUUCCUCGCCUCCCUCAUCCGCGGCGCCUACUUCGUGUCGCCGAAUGCAUUCCACGAGGGCUGGGCGACGAGUCUCCUUUCAGCAUACUAUCCGCUCAUGAUGUCCGGGUCUUCGCUCAUCGUGUGUUUCUGGGCUGAGGUGUUCCACCUUCGCGACAUCCGCUGGGAGAGACAGAGGUUUCUUUCGAAGUCAUUCCUGGCGUUUGUGACCUUCAACCUUAUCAGCUACUCGCUGUUGGCGGCCGAGGUGCUCACGACCAACGUUGCCAGUACAUCGCCCAAACAGAAGAAUUUCUACCAGCACGUCUUCAACGGCUGCUACGCGGUGCUGUUCUUCAUUGUGGUCGUAUUCUUCCUCAUUUACGGAGUCGAAGUGUAUUUCAAGCUUCGCGGAGAAUUCCUCAAAGAGACUAAAGUGUGCACCAUAAUAUCACCGCGCCCUGGCCCUUCCACCGCUGCAGAAGGUGACGAUGUACAGGACACCCUCGUUACGAAGCAGGGCAUCCAGACAGACCUUGCUUCAGAUGGCAGUGUGGACCCGCGAUCAGUGAACCAUUCCCAGUUACACCAGUCGCGCCUGGGCCUAGUCAGCCAGGCGUUGAUGCUCAUCCUCAUCGUGGGAUUCCUAGCUUCAGAAACCCUCAGCGAGUUCUGGAAAGCCAAAGUACCAGUGGGAUCGCGCAAUUGGCACGAUCUAGUGUUCCGUAUAGUGGAGAUCGGCGUCGCGCUAUGGUUCCCCUGCGUGCUGUGGAACUGCAUGGCGCCCGAGCGGCUCUGGUUGCUCAACCCGCGGCGGCUGCUCGCGCGCCAGCUCGACGACGCGCGCCUCGCGGACCUGCUCGCGCCGCACCGACCUGCCAACGAUGCCAAGAAUGUGGAGACGGAUUCGUUAGUGGGCAGUGUGGGUUCGAGUCGCGACUGCUGGAUCUGCUACGACAGCGCGCGGCAGGAGCCGCUCAUCACGCCGUGCCGGUGCACCGGGGACGUGGCCGCUGUGCACCAUGACUGCCUGAGGAGGUGGCUGGUGGAGUGUUCCACGAACUCUGACGGCUUAAAAUGCAAGGUCUGCAACACCCCGUACAUCGUACAGGAGACUAACAAAGUGGAAUGGGAGCGUGGGUUCACGUGCGCGCACUGGGUACGCACGGUGCUGGGCGUGGCGUGCGUGUGCGGCGCGGCGGGCGCGGCGUGGGCGCUCGUGCAGCUGUUCCCUUCGCCCGUGCCGAGGCUGCUCGCCGCAGGGACUGCCCUCAUCAUCUGCUACGUUGCGCUACAAUUCUUAGCAAAGGACACAGCGACAGCCCUCCAAAGAGCCAAAGUCUCCUCACUCCGGAUCCUCACGGAAUCCACCGAUGCAUCAGAGACCAACCAGACUCAGUUGUCUACCAUCAGCAAAACUGUCACUGUGGAGAUAGCUUCCAAGACUGUCCUGGAGCAGGCGCUGAAGGGAGAUGUCAAAUAAAGUGAUUUGAAAAGGACUAAAGUGAAUGAAAAGUGUAAAAAAAUACACAAGUGAAUAAAAAGUGAAAAGGAAAAUGGACUGGUUAUUGGUCAUUAUAACUUUUAAAAUGGAGUUCGCCGUCAAUUCCACCCAAGACAGACCGGGCCAUUAAUGAAUUUUAGUACAAUCAUUUAAAACGACAAAAGUGAACGAGAAGUGAACCAAGUAACAAAUGUAAAUGUCAAAUAAAGUUAUUUAAAAGAGACAAUAUAAAGCCAAUCAGGAUGUGUUUAGAGAAAAUGGAACCAUAUGAAAAGUGAAAGAAAAGUGAAAGAACAAAAUUAAAAGUGAAGUGACAGUGAAAAGUAUUCUGCAGUAGAAACUUGAUGACGGAAGAAAACGAUUACAAAACUUUUUGCCAUAUUUGUGGUUUUACGUAUGAUCAUAUCAAUGAUAUAUUCUUAUAUAUUUUGGUCCGUAUAGAAGCUUAUAUUAUAUAGCUAUAAUUUUUCAUAGAUUUAACAUUUAAUACCAAUAAUACUAUACUAAAAACAAAAAAAAAUGAUAAUAUAAUAUUAUAUGUGUCAGAAAUUAAGUCUCAGGGGGGCUAGCACAAAAGUUGUAUUUAUUACAUUGCGACAAUUGUGAUGGUUGUGAUUGGCUGAAUUUAUAGUAUUCUUGCUGCAACUACACUUUACCCAGUAAUAUAAAAACCGGUCAAGUGCGAGCCGAACUCGUACACGUAAGGUUCCCUACUAUCGUAUAUCGUGAAAAGUACAAGAUUAUGUACUGCUUAGUUUUUUUUAAUUAAAUGGCGGCCAUUUUGAAAUUUUUAUUAUUUGUUGUUAAACAGCAACAGAAAUAUACACUGAAAAUUUCAAUUCUAUCUUUUCUAUUCUAACAGUUCAUGAGAGACUUUUACAGUCCUCUGACAGACAGACAGACGGACGGAUAGUGGAGGCUUAAUGAUAGGAUCCCGUUGGCAUCCUUUAAAUAUGGAACCCUAAAAAGUGGCAGCCAAUCACAGGUAAUUGCAAUCAUCACAUUGUAGUUUUAAACUUUGCUGCUAGGCCUUCUCAUUCAUCAUAAAAAUUGACAGAUGUUUAUCUGUCAAAUUGUACUUUCAAGUAUGUACAUUAUCCGACAGGAAAUAUUACACAUCGAACUUUAGAAAGAGAUAGCAGUUUCUUAGAGCGUUGUCUCUGUUGUUGAGACCGACGAAACAGCAUACUAAGUAGAGUACUACCACUUAUAUAAGUUCCAUCGGCAAAACUGAAUGUACAUCAAUGAAAUACAGACCUUAAUGCUUGACGUUAAGAUUUUAAAUACAAGAACAAUAGAGACUCGUGCUAUCUCGCUCACAAUUCGUGCGCACAAAGCAUGUUUUGUACAGCAACCAAUAGCGUACAGACGCAUUUAACUGGCUGAGAUUUUAUCACGCCAGUCAAAAAUAAAAUUUCUGCGCAGGUACAUCGGCGUAACUUAUAAAAGGGUAGUACUAGUGACAAAGACGACGGUCUACGAACCAGAAAUCUCUUUCUUAAGCUUGAUGUGCAAAUAUUUCUUGCCAAUACCUAUAUUUGGGUUAAAACCCUAAAAACCAUAGUAAAAAAACCUAGCUAAGAAAUGUAGUAGACCGAGUGAAGAAAAAUUGUAAACAUACUAGAAAAGAAAACUUUACUGUAUUUUUCAUGGACGUAAAAUAAAAUUUAGAGCAUUAAUUCUUAAAUUAAUAAAUAAGUCACAACAUUGUCCCAAUCUAAGAAUUUACAGGUCUGCUUGUGUGUGUGUUUAGAGGCCCUAAUGUAAUUUUUCAAGUUAGUUAAAGUUAAUGAUGGACAUGAGUGGUAAUUUUAAAUGAUUUUUAUCUGGUGAACUUAUUAAUUUUCUUCACACUGAUUUCACAAGAAAUUUUUCAUGUGUUUAUCUUUCUAACAUUCACAUCGUUGAGAUGUGAGUGUUCACGCUCGUGCGCUUUUUAGCUCAGGUCGAUGACCGUGCGGGCGCUAAAUUUAAACAAUAAAGCGCGAUUAAACAACUUGUGAAAUUUUACUUAGUGAUUUUUCACAAGCUGUUUUGGUUUGGUACGGUAGCGAUUGCUACAUAAUAUGUAAGCAAGUGUAAGGUAAGUAGGUACCUAGUUGAAAACUUACACUUAGGGCCUUGUUUUUAUUUUACGUCACUGGAAAAUCCUUAUUGUUGAACACAAAACUUCUAAAUUGACAGCAAUUAACGCCGAAUACUGAAAAACCAUGAAAAACAUAAAAAAUCUAAUACUGAAUACUGACGUCUAAUCUUUUUCUUUUUAAUAUUGCUAAAAAAGGCCGAAAAAUUAAUUUAAACAACAGGCAAACGACUAGCACCUUAAGUCAAGGGGGUUGACAGUUCUAAGUUGAAAUCAGUGUGUCUGUCCUUUUCUUAUUACAUUAGUGAGAAGCAGAUGCGAAUAUUCUAGUGUGUAUUAACCACUUCUUAAUAUUAAUUCAGAUGAUUCUAAUAUUUUUAAUAAAGAAUAUUAGCCAUGUUAAGCGUAAAGCUUAUGCCAGGAGUGGGUACGACAAUAGUGCAACGGGUGGGGUUUGAACCGCGGACCUUUCGGAAUUCAGUCCGCUCCUCAACCGUUGAGCUAUCAAUGUUUUGGUAUUCGUCAGUUUAGAUAAACAAUGGAAAAUCUCGUCGAACUUUUUUUAGUAUUUCUUUCAUAUAAAUACUACUGACACUAGACUUCUUUAAAUUGUAAGGUGAUUAUACAAAAUAUAAAUUCAGGUCAGACUUGCCAUAAAAAUGUCUCGCAUUUUUUUCGCAGCGCGGGCUAACCUUUAUGAUGCUUUGCACUAUAUUGACCUAUCAAAGUAGAAGUUUCGUGUUCAUGUGAAUUUAUUAAAAUCCUUAAUAAAUAUUACAAUAUUGUGACUAAUCCUGUUGUACACAACCUCUAAACUAAAUUAAAUUGACAGGUCUAUAUAUAUUGCUAUCCCUUUCAUAAUGUUUCUCGUGGAAAAGGAUAGCACUAGAUAGACCUGUCAAUUUAGUUUAGAGAUUGUGCAUAAAAGAAUUAGCAACAUUGUGUGUUGUGAAAGUGAAUUGUUUUAGUACAAAGAUGGUUAUGUCAAUUGUGAUUACUGAUUACCUUUAGAGGAAGCCAUUUUUAAUAUUAAACUAUGUAUUAGGAUGGAAACAUAAUGUUAUAAUAACGCGAUCCAACCAAAUACUAAGUGACUCGCGUUGACCAAAAACACAGUACUAAUACUACAAACUACUACUAGAAUUCCAAAUGCAUACAUAUUAUAAAAGCGUGUCUGUUUGUUUAGAAUACAGAAUUCUCGGGUCUGGUGGGGUCGCGUGUAAUAUGUAUUUUUCUAUCUUUAUCUUAGAGGUUCUUCUGGAAUGUUCUUAAUUAGAUCUAGUAUUCUCUAGAAGGUCCUAGAUUAAUAAAAAUGUUGCCAAAUUGUUAAAAUGCCAAUUUAUCGAUUGUGAAAAUAAAGUAAA
This is a messenger RNA of Maniola jurtina (meadow brown), 5746 nucleotides long. RefSeq lists its product as uncharacterized. Bases 500 to 2278 code for a protein of 592 amino acids. The transcript is spliced from 14 exons. Gene Ontology annotation, molecular function: zinc ion binding. The record is from RefSeq and is a predicted model, not a curated record. Lineage: Eukaryota; Metazoa; Arthropoda; Insecta; Lepidoptera; Nymphalidae.